GGUCGGGAGAGAGGCUUGGAGGGGCCUCGGGCUAGGGCGGAGGGCGGAACCUUCGGGCCGGGCACGGUCGGCUCGCCGGAAGGAACGGUGGGGCCAGCGCUCGGUGCACGCGAGACCGAGAAGGGCGGCCGGGCCGGGGCAACUCAGUGGGCUUCAGCCCCCCGCAGACACCGGACGGGGCGCCCCCAGUCCGGCCCGGCUAAGACCGCGCCCCGCCCCAGGGCGCGGAAAGACCGGAGGGUCCAGCGCCGGCUUCCGCGGGACCUCGUGCGGCCGCACUGCGCCCUGUGUCCCGGCGCGGGGCAGCGAGCGCGGCUUGGGCCUGCUCCCGGGUGUAGGUUUCAGGUGUCCAGCUCAAUAAAACAUCAUCUGCACACUGCAUCGUGGGCCCAUCACCUCAAGCAAAGUUUUCGUCCCCAUUUCCUCUGUGUUCUUGCUGUUCCUGUGACACCAACCCAACCUCCAGCUUCUAGUGGGACGUGGCAGAGCAGUUACUGAGCUGUAUGACGCUGGCUCCCCGUCUCAGCACACUGCAUCUCACUCCAGUGCACUUCCAAUUUUUUCCAGUGUCUACUGCAAGGCACUGCCAGAUGCUGAGAACAGUACACACACGCACAGGACGUGAUUCUCACCCUUAAGGAACUUACGCAGUCUGAUGGCAGGAUUUCUAUAGUAUAUCUAGUAUGAGUUCCACAUCUUGGCCUCUUAUCCAACUUCAGCAGUCUCAUCUCCACCAUCUGGAGAAUAAAUGGGAUAUUUGCAUGAAUUCCAGACUCUGAACUGAAAUAGACUGCAGUGUUCAUAUUCUUUUCUUGUUAUUAUUAACAGCUCCUCAGAAAAUUAAAUGUCGGCAGAAGACCGAGAAGCCCAGGAGGAUGAAUUGCUGGCCCUGGCGAGUAUUUAUGAUGGAGAUGAAUUUAGAAAAGCAGAGUCUGUCCAAGGUGGAGAAACAAGGAUCUAUUUGGACUUGCCACAAAAUUUCAAGAUAUUUGUGAGCGGCAAUUCAAAUGAGUGUCUCCAGAAUAGUGGCUUUGAAUACACCAUUUGCUUUCUGCCUCCACUUGUGCUGAACUUUGAACUGCCACCAGAUUAUCCAUCCUCCUCCCCACCUUCAUUCACACUUAGUGGCAAAUGGCUGUCACCAACUCAGCUGUCUGCUCUCUGCAAGCACUUAGACAACUUGUGGGAAGAACACCGUGGCAAUGUGGUCCUGUUUGCCUGGAUGCAGUUUCUUAAGGAAGAGACCCUAGGGUACCUGAAUAUUGUCUCUCCUUUCGAGCUCAAGAUCGGUUCUCAGAAAAAAUUGCAGAGAAGGACGGCUCAAGCCUCUGGCAACACAGAGCUAGAUUGUAGAGGAGCAGCUGGAUCUGCUGUAGACCAAGAAGAAGUUGUGGAUGAGAGAGCCGUGCAGGAUGUGGAAUCGUUGUCCAGUCUGAUCCAGGAAAUCUUGGACUUUGAUCAAGCUCAGCAGAUAAAAUGCUUUAAUAGUAAAUUGUUUCUGUGCAAUAUCUGUUUCUGUGAGAAGCUGGGUAGUGAAUGCAUGCACUUCUUGGAGUGCAGACAUGUGUACUGCAAAGCCUGUCUGAAAGACUACUUUGAAAUCCAGAUCAAAGAUGGCCAAGUUAAAUGCCUCAACUGCCCAGAACCCAAGUGCCCUUCAGUGGCUACUCCUGGUCAGGUCAAAGAGCUAGUAGAAGCAGAGUUAUUUGCCCGUUACGAUCGGCUGCUUCUCCAGUCCACCUUGGACCUGAUGGCAGAUGUGGUGUACUGCCCCCGCCCAUGCUGCCAGCUGCCUGUGAUGCAGGAGCCUGGCUGCACCAUGGGCAUCUGCUCCAGCUGCAAUUUUGCCUUCUGUACCUUAUGCAGAUUGACCUACCACGGCGUCUCUCCAUGUAAGCUCACGGCAGAGAAAUUAAUAGACUUACAAAAUGAGUACCUGCAAGCAGAUGAGGACAAUAAAAGAUUUCUGGAACAGAGGUAUGGUAAGAGGGUGAUUCAGAAGGCACUGGAAGAAAUGGAAAGUAAAGAGUGGCUAGAAAAGAACUCAAAGAACUGCCCAAAUUGUGGGACUCCCAUAGAGAAAUUAGAUGGAUGUAACAAGAUGACAUGUACUGGUUGUAUGCAAUAUUUCUGUUGGAUUUGCAUGGGUUCUCUCUCUAGAGCAAACCCUUAUAAACAUUUCACUGAUCCUGCUUCCCUGUGUUUUAACCGGUUGUUCUAUGCUGUGGAUGUUGAUGAAGAUAUUUGGGAAGAUGAGAUUGAAGAAGACUAGUUCAUUCCUCCUGCUCAAGACAUGGAAGUGAAAUGGUUUGCCCUGAUCUUUUGCUGAGUAUACAGAGUAACUCAGGAUAUUUGCAGGAUAUUUAGGGUUACCAUUCAUUCACGCUUCCAAUGUAGAAGAUGAGGAGAAUGAGGUUUACAUUUUCAUGUGGCACUACUGACUACGGCACAUUCAUACAUUUGUCAGUGUAACAUAAUGGAGAAAAUUAUAAGCCAAAGGUUCAGAAAAUGAAAACUAAGGAAUAUUAAAUAUUAUUAUGUUCCCGAAACUCUGAAUAGUUAAAAAUUUAAAUAUUUAUUUUUUUCCCCAAGCUUUAGGUAAGGAGAAGGGGUCAAGAGUUCAACUUACAGACCUUUUUAUCUCUGAGAAUCAUCCCUUUAAACUUCUGAGGGAGUCUCCUUACGGCUGGGGUGGUUAGAAGCCUUAUUAAAAUUGUACAAAGAGCCUGAUCUUACUCCAUGUUACAUUCCUUCCAACCUAAAUUUCUGCUGAGUUCUUUUUGGAGGGAACCCUUUAUAGCCGAUUGGAUGGCCCAGUGCCAUUUUGAUCUGCUUUUAAGAAUAGAAAUUUAUAAUUUAAAAAAUAUUCUAUAAUACCACAAAUAAUGUGGGUCACCUGAUACUGCUUUUCAGAAUAGAAAUUUAUAAUUUAAAAAAUAUUCUAUAAUACCACAAAUAAUGUGGGUCACAGAUAUAGCAGGUGGUAUAUAGUUCACUGAUGCUGAGCCGAAUUUGUUAUUUAAUGACACUGGCUCAGAAGAAUUUCAGCGCUGUUCAGCUUUCCUGAGCAGUAGAGCCUAGAUUCAAAACAACUUUGUCUUUGCCACCUUCAUUCUACAUUCUCUCUUUUACCUCACCCAGCCUUCUGUUGGUAAGGACAAUUUUAAUAUCAACUCCAUCGGCUCCUAUUUUUAUUUCUGUUGCUGGAAUAAGAGGAAGCCUAAUAUAUUCAUUCCCAAGCUGAACAAGCUGAGCUUCCAAUUAUGUGCUUUUUGAACUCCACACUACUGUAGUUCAGUCCUAACUUUCUAAAUUCUUUCUAUAGGUCUUCUCUAAUGUGCUUUGGGAGUUUGGUUUCCCACCUGUUUUUUGCAACAGCACCGUUUUGGAGGAUAAUUUUGGCUUGCCUAGAUCCCUAUUUCAGGGUUUUGUUGGCUUUUUGAAAAAUUGUCUUUCCUUUUGGUUUGGUAGCAAAAUAAGAUUUUUUUGAAAAGGGCAGAAUUCAGCUGCAGCUAUGAAAAUGUUUUUUCCUACCUUGUCACUGAAAAUUGGGGAAUCAUUUUUAACCAUUUUAUGUGUGUGUAUCCAAAGAGUCAGCAGUGACUAUUUCUGGAUUGUCAAUGAGGAUGCUUAAUCUUAAAAAUAAAAGUAACUUAAAAAUUGUCUUAUAAUUAGA
Myotis myotis is the source of this 3676-nucleotide messenger RNA. RefSeq names its product ring finger protein 14 (gene RNF14). The transcript is spliced from 10 exons. The coding region runs from base 845 to 2272 and encodes 475 amino acids. Gene Ontology annotation, cellular component: ubiquitin ligase complex; cytoplasm. The record is from RefSeq and is a predicted model, not a curated record. NCBI's taxonomy places the organism in Eukaryota, Metazoa, Chordata, Mammalia, Chiroptera, Vespertilionidae. Gene Ontology annotation, biological process: protein polyubiquitination; positive regulation of proteasomal ubiquitin-dependent protein catabolic process; ubiquitin-dependent protein catabolic process. Gene Ontology annotation, molecular function: ubiquitin conjugating enzyme binding; ubiquitin protein ligase activity; zinc ion binding.